GUCCUCACCCGCCCCUCUCCGCCCACACUUAGCCAUGGCUUUUUGGUGGGUGAUCAUGCUGCUAUCGUCGCAAGUGAUCCUCGAGGACCACACCGUAGACGCAACUUUCGACUUCAGCUUCCGGUGGCUGCGGGACGAGAGCACCAUCUCGACCGAAAACUGGAACGCAACUUCUGCCGCAGUGACGACUGGCACAACCGCUUCUCGGACGACGCCCCCAGAUGUCGUCACUAUUGAGGCUGCGUUGCUCGGGAGGAGUACGCAAAUUCCCGUCGACGCGGUCUCCACGGCUGCCCCGACUUCAACUACCUGGACAACUGAAACUACCGACUACAGCACUACGGCGACUACCGAGGCCACAGUGCCGGGCGCCACGCCCGUGUCGCUGGAUGACCUGGCGCUACAGAUCGCCAAUGUGCCCGAUCCGAUUCUGCAUGUGGUGGAAGACCGGCACGGAUCGCCGUCCUUCGUGAUCAUCAGCGGACGCCAUGGGUCGGGUGGAGCCGCUACGGAUGCUACCACUACACCUACUACUACACUGUCAACGGAUGCUAGCACUACACCUGCUACCACUACGCUGACUACGGAGACCACUACUUCACCGGCCACCACUACACCUGCAGCGGAAGCCCGCAACACGCCGCCGCCUUCUACAACGGUAUUCGGUUCCACCCUUCCGGCCGCCCCCAACACCACUUCUCCGUACCUGGUCCUGCUACGUUACCUCCGGCCAUUAAUCUUUGGCCGCUUUGGAGGCGCCCAAUCGACAACCAGCGGAACAGAGGCGACCCCAGCAGUUACUCCGGCCCUUUCCACCAUUCCUCCCAAUUCAAAUCCAGCCACCACGGAAAGUACACUUCCCACCACGGUCGCAGCUGCUACAAGUACUACCACGGUACCUAGUAGCACAACCCAGUCAACCACCACGCGGACCACAAAGGUCCUGGACGAAGACCUCGCCUCGUACCCGGCUGAAUUCAGGGUGACCGAGCUUCCUGGCCCAUUCACUACAAAAGAUCCUCUCGGCAACGCAAACGCCACCUUCACCCGAACUCUCCCCACUACGCGUCAACACACCGCCCGCGGUGCUGCUUUCGACACGACCGCAACACGGACCCCACCGCCACCGAAUUCCUUCGUCUCCACCACCGUUGCUCCCGGGACAACCCCGGCCCGCACCACCGUCGCACUUGCGAGCGACUCCGUCAAGGCACGAGCAUCUAUUUUCUCGACCUCGCCCGUCCUCGGCGAACCUACUACUCCCGUCCCUUCGGUUACCAGCGACGUAACGGACGCCGACGCUCCAACCACUCGUUCCUUCGCGACACCUGCCACGGGUACCACGGUUACCGGCGAAGAUCUCUCUACGCCUGAAGGUGCCACCACUGAGGUCCCAACGUCGGCCCGGACCGGCGCACCAGGCCAGCUGGGUUCCUUGGUAUCUCGUCUGACCGACGAGUCGGCGACCAUGGGUGGCCUUGACGGAGUGACCUUUGCGCCCUGGCCGCGCACGACGGCGCUCAAGGCCACCGGCGGGGGCGACGACGAGCCAAAGUAUCGCUACUUCUACGACCCCAUGCAGGUCAUGCAGAUUCUGUAGGCAGUCUGCACUGCUCGCUUUUAAACCCGUGGCGGUACUUUUUAAUCCCAUUUCACCGCUUCAUGCGCACCGCCGCGCUCCAUUACCCACCAUUGCAUGCCAGCGCUAAAGAUGCGCAAUAAAACGUGCCUACUCGAACA
Molecule: messenger RNA, 1740 nt
Organism: Rhipicephalus microplus (southern cattle tick)
Lineage: Eukaryota; Metazoa; Arthropoda; Arachnida; Ixodida; Ixodidae
Source: RefSeq, a predicted model, not a curated record